This is a messenger RNA of Eruca vesicaria subsp. sativa (arugula), 2103 nucleotides long. Lineage: Eukaryota; Viridiplantae; Streptophyta; Magnoliopsida; Brassicales; Brassicaceae. The record is from the annotation of a GenBank genome assembly.
AUGAAUAUCACUCCGCUUAUACUCUUCGCCUCACUUCUUCUUCUGCUUCCGCUUCACGCAUCGGCGGAAGACACCAUCGUGUUCACCACUCUAGGACGAUCGCACUACGAAUUCGACAUAUACUCUCUCUCCAGAACCCAACCGCCAUCUAUCUCCAGAGAGAUUCGAAUCACCGACGGUGAAUCCGUAAAUUUCAACGGCUACUUCCCAUCUCCUUCUCCGGCUCUCAUCUCUCUCCUUCCCAACGACGCAACCCUAAUACAACCGGGAGAUUCCUCUCCUCUCCAUCUCAUCUACGUCACCGAGAGAAACGGUACUUCAAGCAUCUACUACGAUCUACUCCACAACGGUGAUUCCGAUUCCGAUUCCAAUAAUAAACGACGAUCGGUGUUGGAAGGACCAUCUCGAGUCCAGAUUCCGUUGCUAUCCAACGCUGAUUUUCUUAAUGGCAAUACGGUAAAUUCGUUUAAAGAUAAGCCUAGUUUAAACGGUGAGUUUCUAGUCUACGUGUCAACACACGAGAACUCAGGCGAGCCGAGGACUAGUUGGACAGCUGUUUACUCCACCGAGUUGAGAACCGGGUUGACUCGGCGGUUAACGCCGAGUGGAAUCGCUGAUUUCAGUCCCGCGGUGUCGCCUUCCGGGAACUUGACCGCCGUGGCUUCGUACGGCGAGAGAGGAUGGACAGGGGAAGUCGAGGAGCUGAGUACGGAUAUCUACGUGUUCUCCACUCGCGACGGGAUUCGACGAGUCAAGGUCGUUGAGCACGGUGGUUGGCCGUGUUGGAUCGAUGAAAAGACUCUGUUUUUCCAUAGACGAAGCGAUGACGGUUGGAUCAGUGUUUUCCGAGCGGUUUUACCUGAGAGUGGAGCGUUGAGUACAGAAUCGGUGAAGAUUCAGAGAGUUACGCCGCCGGGGGUUCACGCUUUUACACCUGCCACGUCACCGAACAAUCAUAACUUCAUAGCUGUUGCGACGAGGAGACCAGGGAGUGAUUACCGCCACGUGGAGCUGUUUGAUCUACAGAGGAGGGAGUUUAGAGAGUUGACAAGUUUAGUGGCCCCGGAGAGUCACCAUUUGAACCCGUUUCUUUCCCCUGAUGGGUCACGAGUCGGUUAUCAUAGCUGCAGAGGUGGAGCUAAUGGAAAGAGAAGUCCUUUGCUUUUGCUUGAGAACAUACAGACGACGACUAGUGAUCUCUCUCUUUUCAGAAUCGACGGUUCGUUUCCGUCGUUUUCUCCGGCGGGUGAUAGGAUCGCUUACGUGAAGAUGCCUGGUGUGUAUGUUGUGAAGCCUGAUGGUUCGGGGCGGCGUGAAGUGUACGAUGGGAUGGCGUUUUCCACGGCUUGGGAUCCGGUUAGAUUGGGAAGAGUGUACACUAGCUCAGGUCCGACGUUUGCUACGGAGAGAACAGAGGUUGAUAUCAUCUCCAUUGAUGUUGAUGUUGUUGACAAGUCUUCUUCAGUGAGAAGGCUGACGACGAACGGGAAGAACAAUGCUUUCCCUUGGCCGUCUCCUGACGGGAAGCUGAUCGUGUUUCGCUCCGGGCGGUCUGGUCAUAAAAACCUUUACUUGAUGGAUGCUGAGAAAGGAGAAACCGGUGGUUUAUGGAAGUUAACGGAAGGUGCGUGGACUGAUACUAUGUGUAGCUGGUCACCUGAUGGAGAGUGGAUUGCGUUUGCAUCAGAUAGAGAAAGCCCUGGCUCGGGUAGCUUCGAGCUGUUCUUGAUUCAUCCGAACGGAACAGGGUUGAGGAAGCUGAUCCAGAGUGGCACUGGUGGGAGAACUAACCAUCCCAUCUUUAGUCCGGACAGUAAGAGUAUUGUCUUCACAUCUGAUUACGCUGGAAUCUCAGCGGAGCCGAUCUCGAACCCGCAUCAUUACCAACCAUAUGGUGAUAUCUUCACGGUGAAACUGGAUGGCUCUAAUUUAAGAAGGCUGACGCAUAAUUCAUAUGAAGAUGGGACUCCCGCAUGGGCUCCUCGGUUCAUUAGCCCAAAUGACGUGGUGUUACGCAGAAAGAAUGAUUCAAGUUGCGCAUUCGAAGACUGUCACUGGCUUAAUAAGCAUCCAAUGCUAAAAGGCGGAAAAAUCUCAUGUUAA